AGGCAAACACAGCGAUGAAUAUGUUCGUCAUGGCUCUAUCAGAUAGUUCCACAAGAAAAUAGAGGAAAAAGUAUAUGUAUGUAUCUGUAUGACAUCCGCGUGACUCCACUCCAGUGAUCAAGUUACGUACAGUUUCUUCUUUUUUUAAAUAGAGAAAUUGUAUAGAUGGUUUUUGUGUUAUGUACAUGCGACUGGUCGAAUCGCUUUUAUUGAAGUAAUUAUGAAUAAGCACGAAUGAGCAAUUCGUUUACAGAGCUGGGCCUUUGACAUUUGCUUACAAAUUUUACUCAAUAGAUUAAUCAACUUCGCAGUCGACCUAAUGUCGUCGUAAAGAUUUUACGUUUUUAUCAGUGAACAAUAUUCACGACGUUUUACGAUAUCCUUAUAACCUCAAAUUUUUGGAAGAAAGAUUCAGGAAGGUGCAAAUGAAAUGCAAUGUGUAAACGAUAUAGUAUUAAAAUUAACAAGAUAGUGGAUACACACUUCUGAUACUUUAAAAGAUGAAACAGUGUUGCUUAAGCCACCAACUUCAGUUGUGGCUUACAUUUCUUGUCUUUUGUGUGAUGUGCAGCAGAGCAGAUAUUUUAGUAUUUUCUGCAGCUGCAAGGCAUCAAAUUGAAGAAGAAUUUAGAGACAUACCUGCAAGAUUUGGAGGUUUAAUACCAUCUGAAGGGAUUAAGGGGAUGGUUGUGUAUGCAGAACCACCUACAGCGUGUCAUGAGAUACAGGGCCCUCCCAAUAUUACUAAUUAUAAUGGUAAUUGGGUAAUUUUAAUUGCUCGCUAUAACUGUAGUUUUGAAAGAAAAAUACGAAUGGCACAGAAAGCAGGAUAUGACGCUGUAAUUAUACAUAAUGUGAACAGCAACAAAUUAGAACCAAUGCAAGCUAGAGAUCCUGUAGGAAUAUUAAUACCAUCUGUAUUUGUUAGCGAGAUCACAGGAUUGAUUAUUAAGGAAAAUUAUUUAUACGAUGAAUUGUAUUUUGUACUAAUUAAUGAUGAUACUCCAUUUAAUAUAACACACUUGCUCUUACCUUUUGCUAUUGUUGUUGGGAUAUGUUUUCUAGUCAUGGUUAUCUUUAUGAUUGUUAGAUGUAUUAAAGAUAGAAGAAGGCAACGAAGGCAUAGGUUACCUAAUUCAAGUUUGAAAAAGAUUCCUACGCAUAAAUAUACGAAAGGCGAUCCAUAUGAAACAUGUGCCAUCUGUUUAGAUGAUUACGCAGAAGGUGAAAAAUUAAGAGUUUUGCCUUGUGCACAUGCUUAUCAUACAAAAUGUAUUGACCCUUGGCUGACAAAAAAUCGUAGGGUUUGUCCUGUUUGUAAACGAAAAGUUUUUGCGGCGGAUGAGCAAGUUGUUACUGACGAAAGUGAUUCGGAUGCCGAUGACACGACACCUUUGAUUCGUGAAGGUCAUCAAGGAACUCAAGGUGGAACAUUUUCACGACAGAGGGAGAAUCCUUUUAGUCGUGCUAGAAGGCCGGAAACAAGGCAGCGCGAUAUGAUCCAUUCAAGCAGUAGUUCUGAUUCUGAAGAAUUGUUUGAUACUCCAGAUGAUGAAUCUAGUAUAAGUGCUGGAGAACCAUCUAGUGGAACGGUUUUCAGAGCGUUUGACAUUCAUAGCAUCAAUGGUGAGUUGCCGGACUUAGAGUGUUCUGUGAGCAGUACUAAACCACACACGGUGAAUUUAUAUACUGAUGCUGAAGGGUUGCCAGCCCCUGUUGCUCAAAUAAUAAAUCGCAAUAGACGACCCGUAGCGAAUUCACAAAUUUGUGAAAUUGGAUCUGUUGUACCAAUUGAAAAUGAAGCUACAAAUAUUACUGACACUGAUUAUGAAGAGACCGAUAUUCACGUAUAAAGUUCGAUUGCAUCUAUUCUUUUAUCACAUGUCUAUGUCUUGGAUAAAAUUGGUAUGUUCUUUUAAGGUGUUACAAAAUUUGAUAUAGAUCACUAAAAUAAUCGUAACUAUGAAAAAAUGGAAAAUUUUGAAUGCUUCAAGAACUUUACCUUUUAUUUAAAAGAACUAAAAUUAUCUCCACUUGUAACUCGGUCAACUAAAUGGUUUGCAUUAACGUGCAUGUUCUGUAAACUUAUUUCAUUUGUCUAACAUUCUCACCGUUCAUCAACCAUUUUUUCUACAUCGUGUAUUUUAUAUCAAGGUAAGAGAAAAUUUCUUCUUCAAAACGAUCUGCCAUUGUUUUAAUAGUAAGAAUAAUUGUUACCCUAUUAACUUGUUUUAACUAAAACUCAUUUUAAAUAUAUGAAAAUAGUUUAAUAGCGUUAAGACUGCAAAUUAUUUUUUUAGGCAUAUGUCUAUGUAAUUUAAUCUUUCAGAUAUAUCUGUUAGUCGUUUAAAAAAUAUUCGUAUAGAAACAGUUUACCCAAAAUUAUUAUAAUCAGUCCACUUGAAAUAUUCACUUAUUUUAUUCAAAGUUUUGAUCAACAUCGUUAAAAUUACUAAUGUUUAUUUACAGUUUUAUAUUUACAAUUAUGGCCUAGAUAUUUUAUCUUUGCACUCAGCUAUCGAUUAAUAUAUCUACAUUUAUCAUUUUCUUUAUCAGUUACCAUGAUAUAUACAUAAUUUUCUUUGAUAGACGAAUAGAUAUACUUUUAGUUAUUUUAUAAACAUUAAAUGAUGAUUAUUGGCGAUAUACAUAUAUACAUAUAAUGAGAGAAAAAAUAUUUUUUAAUGAUAUGAUGCGCAACAUGAGUUUGUAAAUAUUAUUUGUUAUUGUAUAUACAUACAUACAUAUAUAUAUAUAUAUAUACAUAUAUAGGUUAAGAGACCAAAAAUAGAAUUUUCUUCAAUGCGCAGAACAUAUAAGAUAUAAAAUUCUAAUAGGAAAUAUUUGGGACGUUAGUUGCUAUGUUAAUCAAAUUGAAUUUUGUUAAACACCUUUGAUAGAGAGUAAUGGUACAUCUGUAAUAUCUUUUUCUAAAAUGACGUAAUAAAAUGUAAUUGAAUGUUUUUGACAUGACGUUUUCUGUAUAGGUUCUGUAAACUUUUUUAUAUAUAUAUAUAUAUAUAUAUAUAUAUAUAUAGACAGAUAGAAAGGGGAGCUUUCAGCCAUUUCCUAAUAACGUGAUAAAAUUAUCUGAAAUUAAACUGCGUACCGAUAUUAGAAAAGCAUAUUAUCUAAAGAAAAUACGAUUACGGAAUUACGGAAAUUAGGAAAUGAUUACUGUGAUUCGAUUGGUGUUUAAAUAAAGUCUUUCGGGAGAAAGGAAAGUUGUAUAAAAUUGUGUAAAUAGCCGGUAUGUGUGAACUUAUUAUCCGUGCGCGCGCUCGUAUGUAUGUAUGUAUGUAUGUAUGUAUGUAUGUAUGUAUGUAUGUAUGUAUGUUUGUUUGUUGCAUGUAUGUAUGUAUGUAUGUAUGCAUGUGUGUGUGUAUGUAUGUAUGUAUGUAUGUAUAUAUAUAUGUAUAUUUUACAAUAUCAAAGAAUGAAUUUUUACUUGAUCAUUAUGAUGUCUAAAUCGAAAGAUUGGGCUUGCUAUCGUCUUAUUGUUUAACGCUAGAUGUAUUAUUCGGAUAAAAAUAAAAAGAUAUUUAUAUUUUGUGUUCUA
Molecule: messenger RNA, 3559 nt
Organism: Bombus huntii
Lineage: Eukaryota; Metazoa; Arthropoda; Insecta; Hymenoptera; Apidae
Product: E3 ubiquitin-protein ligase RNF13-like
Exons: 8
Coding region: 501-1853 (450 amino acids)
Cellular component (GO): nucleoplasm; cytoplasm
Source: RefSeq, a predicted model, not a curated record